Messenger RNA from Frankliniella occidentalis (western flower thrips), 1706 nucleotides. RefSeq names its product WD repeat-containing protein 13. The transcript is spliced from 9 exons. NCBI's taxonomy places the organism in Eukaryota, Metazoa, Arthropoda, Insecta, Thysanoptera, Thripidae. Gene Ontology annotation, cellular component: nucleus. Gene Ontology annotation, molecular function: protein binding; promoter-specific chromatin binding. The record is from RefSeq and is a predicted model, not a curated record. Bases 213 to 1643 code for a protein of 476 amino acids.
AGGAGGAGGAGGUGAAGGGUGUUUGUUUAUGUGUUCUGUCUGUUUUGUUAUUGAAAUGUAGAAAUGUGCAAACUUUCUUUGCCCAGAGUGAUUUUAAUGAAACUAUGUGAUUAAUACUUUAAGGUUUCAUUGUUAAAACUCGUGACCUACAACGAGUCCUUGUUAAAAGUUGUGUGACAUUGACAUCUGCUGGUUUGUACUGUGUAGCGAAUAUGGCAGCUGUUUGGCAGCAACAAGUUUUUGCUUUAGAUGCGAAAUACAAUGCCCAACGUUCGUCGAAUCAUCCGACUUUCAGAACUCAGUACAUACGUAGACGAAGUCAGCUUCUUCGAGAGUAUCCUAAAAAGGAGGACACUCAGAUAAGACGUCAAUAUGUUAAGCUUCGCACCCAAAUUUUGCAACAGCGUUAUGGUAUUUCAUUUAGUGAUCAAGCCAGCUUAAGAAGCCUAAAUAUUAGUGCUCGUAGUAACAGCCGUAUCAGUGAGUCAAUAGAAUCCUUUCGGCAAGCUUUUGCAGGUGAUGAUGGUGUAAGCCUCAGCAGUUAUCCUAAACGCACAAGCAAUGCUAGUGGUGUUGUCCCAACUCAUCAGGCUGAAGCAUCUCGUGCUAUUGUAGGAGGAAAUACAAUAGACGAGAACUAUGCUUUUGUUGGGGUGCAUCAUAUAUUUGACCAGCACAAAGCUGCUGUAACAAUGUGCAAGUUUGCAAACAACGACCGAUCUCGCCUCUGCUGCGUGUCCAAUGAUGGCAUGGUCUCUUUGUGUAAUGUCACAGCAUCUCCACCCAAAGUUGACAGUAUUCUUGAUGGCCACAAAGGUCCAGUAACUGGUUGUGAUUGGUCUAUUGCCAAUGACUUACUUGUCACUAGUUCCACUGAUGGCACUGUCAGACUAUGGGAUGUGUCAUUGGUUUUGAGCCCAAAGUGUCUUAGAACAGUACAAGAUCCAGAUGGAGCAGAAGUUUUGUGUUGUGCAUUUGUACCUGCCAAUAGUAAUAUGGUUGUGGCAGGUAACAGCCAAGGCUUGCUUUUGGUAUUAAAUAUAUCAACAGGAAUUUACCCUAGACCACGGAGCAAUGGUAAAAUUGGUGGCCGUGUGUUAUCAAUUGCAUGUGAGUCAACAGGUCAACUUAUUUGGGCUGGAAAUAACAAGGGUGUCAUAGUUUCCUUCAUUGUUGAUGCAGGAUCUGGCAAGUUAACCAAAUGUAGAAAACUGAACAUAGCAGAGAACUGUGCUAUCACAUGUUUGAGCUGGCGUGCAUGGAUGAGUAGGGAGGCCAGAGAUCCCACUUUACUUGUGAAUUGUGCUGCAAAUGUGAUUUGUUUGUUUAGGGUCUCUGAUAAAAAUGGUACUCUGCAGCUACGUCGAAAGUUUUCUGUUCGGCACAAGCAUCAAUUAUUGCAUUCCACAUUCUGUCCUAUUAUGUCUUUCAGACAAGGAGCAUGCAUUGUAACUGGGAGUGAGGAUUCUUGUGUCUACUUCUUGGAUAUUGAACGAGAGGGGAAAGCGUGUGUCAACAAACUUCAAGGACACGCUUGUCCAGUAUUAGGAGUCAGUUUCAAUUAUGAUGAGAGCCUCCUUGCAACCAGUGAUGUCCAAGGACUUGUUAUCAUUUGGCGUCGAAAUCCGACUGAGGCAUUGUAAGAUAUCUGUGAUAGAAACAAAAACAAAAACUGUCUGUUGUCAAUAAAAUUAUUCCAUGCGUUA